CACAUGACAGCUGGUUUGUAUGACGUUUCACGUUACACUAUUUCUGUUUUUUUGCCUUUUGGAUAAAGUUGUAAUUUAUUUAAUCCAACCAAAGGGUUUUCAAUCUGCCUAAUUCAUUGAAAGGCAAAUAAGUUGAAUAGGAACAUAAAAUGGAUGCUGCGGAUGCACUACUCAUUCAGAAUAAGGAACAAUCAAAUGGUGAAUCUGCUCCAGGAACCAAAUACAAUGUCAUUAAUGAGGUGCAGAUGUUUAUAAACGCGGAGGACGGAGGCGGCGACGCACGAAGAAGUACAAGCAGUCCAAUGGCACAAGAAAACGAUGAGAAACCAAAGUUUCCAGUCACAUCAACACCAUACCAGAAGAAGGAAAGUUUGUCAGACACACAGCUGGCAGACUCAAACCCUGAGUGUGAUAUUGAAGGAGUCCCGGAGCUGCCGCUGGACGACGGUCUGCCGAGCACGGUCACGGUGCUGGACGCGCCGCACGGCGGCCGAGUGUACCUCGUCGGCACCGCGCACUUCAGCUUGCAGUCGCAGGAUGAUGUCUCUAGGGUAAUACAAGAAGUGAAGCCCCACAUAGUGAUGGUGGAGCUGUGUGAACAACGCACGAAUAUAUUACUACUAGACGAAGAGGUCAUCCUUAGAGAAGCAAAGAAUAUUAAUGUUCAGAAGAUUAGAUCAACGAUGGCGCAGAACGGCGUGUUCAACGGGCUGAUGUACAUCCUGCUGCUCAACAUGUCGGCGCACAUCACGCGCGAGCUGGGCAUGGCGCCCGGCGGCGAGUUCCGCAGGGCCAUGACUGAGGCCAAGAAGAUCCCCAACUGCAUAGUGCAACUAGGCGACCGCGCAAUCGACAUCACAUUGCAUCGCGCGAUCGCCUCGCUGUCGUGGGGACAGACCAUACGCUUCAUAUGGCACCUGUUGACUUCCAACCAGUCUAUCAGCGCGGAAGAAGUGGAAAAGUGCAAGCAGAAGAAGAUGCUGGAGGAGAUGCUGGAGGAGAUGGCGGGCGAGUUCCCGGCGCUGCGCCGCGUGUUCGUGCACGAGCGGGACCUGUACCUCGCGCACUCGCUGCACGUCGCCGCGCUACAGCCCAGGAACGAGCCGUGUCGGAUAGUGGGCGUGGUGGGUAUCGGGCACGUCUCCGGCAUCGUCGAGAACUGGGGCAAGAUCUCCGCGCACGAUAUACCGCCGCUACUCAAAGUGCCGCCACCAUCUCUAUCCACGCGCGUGAUCCGGGUGUCAGUGCGCGCGGCGUGCGUGGGCGCGCUGCUGUACGCCGGCUACAAGCUGUGGCCGCGCCGCCUGCUGCCCUGAUGCCGCGAUUUUCUGCGCGACUCUUCAUCAAGCUCCAUGGCCUACGUCGCUAUGUCGGUGUCAGCUAGCGGCUUCCGCCCGAUUCUGAGGUAGCGUUCUAUUUAGGUCUAUGUCACUCUUCUAUCUUAUCUAUUACCCGUAUAUUAUAUACUCUUUGAUUGGUGCAUAUAAAAAGUUAUAUAGACAUGUUUGACACAUGUUUUUAAUCACGUAAUAUUAACUUUAGAGUUUUAUGGUAAUAAAUCUUGUUAAAUUAUCUGUAAAGAAGGGUUUUUUACUUAUAUGUACUCGUAUAGAUUGGCACAACUUGCACUAAAAUUCUAUUCAUCCGUUUUUGUUCACU
Messenger RNA from Plutella xylostella (diamondback moth), 1659 nucleotides. RefSeq names its product traB domain-containing protein. NCBI's taxonomy places the organism in Eukaryota, Metazoa, Arthropoda, Insecta, Lepidoptera, Plutellidae. The record is from RefSeq and is a predicted model, not a curated record.